ACUGUCACUCAUUUGUGUGGUCUUAAACAAAGCCACCCACGUGUUUCCCCCUCCAUGGUCGUUGUAUGUUUCUUGUUAAUGGACCCCACUUACCCUCCAUUACCAUAGGAGAUCCUUUCGAAUCUUCUUCAAAUUCUUCCUCUCAUCUUCUUCUUACCAACUAAAAUCUAUUUCUCUUCAUCCCUAAUCCAGUCAGAUUUCCCCAAAACCCAUUAAUAAAAGAUCUUGUACAGUAUUUAUAUUACAAAGAAUUAGUAGGAAAAAAAAAAAGGAGACACUGUGUAGCGAAAGUGGGAUUUUGUGAGCUGAGGGUGAAUAGAAUGAGUGCUUUGAAUACCCACUUUAUCUUGAUUGAUCUUCAAAGCUCAUGGUACUCAGCUAAGCUGAUACCCAAUUCAACCUUUUCUUAUUUAAACCAGCCUCAAUUUGCUUGUUCCACGUUCACUGCGGCAUUUCGUCGUACACGUCGUGGGAGCAGUAAAGUCUCGUCGUCGAGAUCGCCGGUGGCGUCAAUUCAGUCGCCGGAAAUCAGGAGGCCGAGGGGAUGUUCGAUUGCCGGAAAUGGGUUGUCGUUGGUUUCUUCGAAUUCGACUUCCACUUCGAGUUCCAUGGUCUCGGACUUGGACUUGUUUUUGGAGAUAGUGCCAUUGAGGAUGAGAAAUGAGCUCUUUAGGCAUCAGGAGAUUGGGGAAUUGAUUGAGGUGGUUAUGGAUUUGGGAAGGAAACCCCUUGCCCGAUUUCCUUCAGGUGAUUGGGUCAUUUCGGAGCAGCCCGUAAAGCUUGAGGAUCUAUGCCACGCCGUUUCAAAGGUGGGGGAUUUCUCAGAUGACAACCGUUCUGGUAUUGACAGUUCCCUACAUCGUAUAAGUGCAAUUAGAAACCGGAAAAUGCAAAUAAUUGGCCUUACCUGCCGGGUAGGUCGAGCUGUAUCUGGAAGUGCUGAGAUCAUACGUGAUCUGGUUGAAGAAGGUGGCUCCAUAUUGGUGAUAGGUCCUCCAGGGGUUGGUAAAACUACUUUAAUCAGAGAAAUAGCCAGAAUGCUGGCAGAUGACCAGAAGAAACGAGUCGUUAUUGUUGAUACAUCUAAUGAGAUUGGAGGUGACGGAGAUGUUCCUCAUUCAGGUAUUGGUUGUGCAAGAAGGAUGCAAGUCCCAAAUGUUAACCUGCAACAUAAUGUAAUGAUUGAAGCAGUUGAAAACCAUAUGCCGCAAACCAUUAUAAUAGAUGAAAUAGGGACAGAGCUUGAAGCGUUGGCUGCUAGUACAAUUGCUCAGAGAGGAGUACAGCUUGUUGGAACUGCUCAUGGAAGUACCAUUGAGAGUAUAAUAAAAAAUCCAUCCUUGCAAAUGCUUGUUGGUGGCAUUGAGAGUGUCACUCUUGGUGAUGAGGAAGCAAGGAAAAGGAAAGUGCAGAAAACAAUUCUCGAGAGGAAAGGCCCUCCAACUUUUACAUGUGCAGUUGAGAUGAUAUCAAGAACUGAAUGUCGUGUUCACCAUAGACUAGAUUUAACAGUAGAUGCAAUAUUAGCAGGAAAAUCUCCUUUGUUUGAGAUACGCAGAUUGGAGAUUGAAGCUGAAAACUCCAUCGAGUCUUCUCUGUUCGCUCCAGAGGACCAAGUUAAUGACUCUGAGCUAACUGAUAAAGUGGAAAAGAAAGAUAAAAUAGAGUCUGAAAGAGAGUAUGUAAAAAACAAAGAUAAAGUAGAGUCUGAUGGCGAGUAUGUAAAAAAGAAAGAUAAAAUAGAGUCUGAUGGCGAGUAUGUAAAAAAGAAAGAUAAAGUAGAGUCUGAUGGGGAGUAUGUAAAUUAUUAUCUGCAAUCCAACACUGUGAACAAUAAGGUAAAAUUUGAGUCAGAUGAGGAAGAUGAGGAUCAUCCCAAUUCCAAGAAAUUGGGCACCAAUGGAUCUGUCAGCAAAAGGAAAUCUCUUGUGUAUGUUUAUACUUAUAAGAUUCAAGAUGCUGAUCUAUUGCAAGUUGCAACCGUUAUGGGGCUUGAGGAAGACAUUGAAGUAACAGAUGAUAUUGGUAUUGCGGAUGCUAUUUUAGCAUCUAGUGCUGAAAUGAAGCAGAAUCCUUGGAUUCGUAGUGUUGCCAAAUUUCAUCAAGUUCCUGUCUUUGUUGUAAAGUCAAGUACCAUGGCGCAAAUGGUGAAAGCUAUCCGUAUGAUUCUUGGAAUGGUUUCCAUUCACUCAAAACAGCCAUUAACAAAUGCAUUCGAUAUUGAAAUUGAAGACGAUGCACCAAAAAGGAAACCAACAUUGGAGGAGAUAGAUGCCUUAGAGGAGGUUCGCCUUGCAAUUGAGUACAUCGUUAUUCCUGGUGGGGAGGCUGUUGAACUUCUUCCAAGGCGCUCUGAGAUAGUUGCCCAACAACUCAAGCUGGUUGAAAGUUAUCAGCUGGCUGCAGAAAAUUCAGGUACCGAGUCAAACCCAAGGCUUCAAAUCCUUCCUCAGAAACUACAGAGGAAGACUUCAGUAAAGAGCUCCCGAUCCAGUUCAAGUCAGAACAGCACAGAUUCCAGCUCAUGGCUUGGUAGGAACGGAGGGGCUAGCGUUGCUCGCCUACCUUUCUUGCCUGAAUAAUUCAGAUAAGUUCCUUCGCAGCCGAUUCAACCUUGGUUGGACAUGUUUUAGGCAAUGUACAGUGAUGUAUAUCUGUAUCUAAACCCCUGUAGAUUCCAUUGUAUGGUCUAAUUCUUGCAUUGUAGUGUUAUCAGCUCAUUUAUUCCUUGCUAAGAUUGCUUCUAGUACACUGUACAGUGAUGUAAAUCCUUCACAGGAAUGAAAUUUAGUAAAACUCAUUCCAUAAAAAUAAAACAACAUUGGAAGCAAAAUAUAGGAGUCCCAUUUUACUGUAUUGUUUCAUUGGAUGGAAUGUUUUUCAUGGAAA
This is a messenger RNA of Nicotiana attenuata, 2889 nucleotides long. RefSeq lists its product as uncharacterized. The transcript has 9 exons. The record is from RefSeq and is a predicted model, not a curated record. NCBI's taxonomy places the organism in Eukaryota, Viridiplantae, Streptophyta, Magnoliopsida, Solanales, Solanaceae. Gene Ontology annotation, molecular function: ATP hydrolysis activity. Bases 321 to 2582 code for a protein of 753 amino acids.